Eubalaena glacialis (North Atlantic right whale) is the source of this 878-nucleotide messenger RNA. It is a transcript of the gene CEP20, whose product is annotated as centrosomal protein 20. Gene Ontology annotation, biological process: microtubule anchoring; cilium assembly. The transcript is spliced from 5 exons. The record is from RefSeq and is a predicted model, not a curated record. Gene Ontology annotation, molecular function: protein binding. Lineage: Eukaryota; Metazoa; Chordata; Mammalia; Artiodactyla; Balaenidae. Gene Ontology annotation, cellular component: motile cilium; centrosome; ciliary basal body. Bases 31 to 474 code for a protein of 147 amino acids.
CCUAGGCGCGCCCCUGGGGGCCGUUGAAAAAUGGCGACUGUUGCCGAGCUGAAGGCGGUUUUAAAGGACACCUUGGAAAAAAGAGGAGUAUUAGGGCAUUUAAAAGCAAGGAUUCGAGCUGAAGUUUUCAAUGCUCUUGAUGAUGAAAGUGAACCUCGACCAUCAUUGUCUCAUGAAAACCUUCUAAUUAAUGAAUUAAUUCGGGAGUAUUUGGAAUUCAACAAAUAUAAGUAUACAGCAUCUGUCCUCAUAGCAGAAUCUGGUCAACCCAUAGUUCCAUUGGACAGACAGUUUCUCAUCCGUGAACUAAAUGCAUUGGAAGAAUCAAAGGAUAAUACAAUACCUCUUUUGUAUGGAAUUUUAGCUCAUUUCUUGCAUGGAACUAAGGAUGACAUCCAAAAUACAUUUCUGAAAGGGUCUUCACUUCAGCCUCCAAGCCCAAAUCUUGGCAGACAACCUAAUGGAAGAAAGUAAAUGGUUUUCCUGAACUGCCAUGAGCAAUAUUGAUCAUGUUGGGCUUCCCUGGUGGCACAGUGGUUAAGAAUCCACCUGCCAGUGCAGGGGACAUGGGUUCGAGCCCUGGUCCGGGAAGAUCCCACAUGCCGCAGAGCAACUAAGCCCGUGCACCACAACUACUGAGCCUGCACUCUAGAGCUCGUGAGCCACAAAUACUGAGCCCACGUGUCACAACUACUGAAGCCUGCGUGCCUAGAGCCCGUGCUCUGCAACGAGAGAAGCCACCGCAUGAGAAGUCUGUGCACCUCAAUGAAGAGUAGCCCCCGCUCGCCGCAACUAGAGAAAGCCCGCGAACAGCAACGAGGACCCAACACAGCCAAAAAUAAAUAAAUAAAAAAUAAAUAAAUUUUUUGAAAAAGAAA